CAUGCAGAGUUUUCACCCUGAGCUCCUUCAGCCGCUCACUGAAUCCAUAAGCAGUGGUUAUCACGGAGUGCUGCUGAUCUGUGGAGUCACCACAGAGAAGAUUAGUACUCUGAUUGACCACAGUAUCAUCAAACAGGUUCUGGCAAAUCUGUUUAGCCAUAUGUUGUCACAGGUGAAAGAGGAGUCGUUCAUUUCUGUGUCGUUCGUUCAGUUUUAUCCUGAUGGCACUGCUGUGGAUCUCCUGAGUGCCAGUAAACAGACUUUAAAACUUGUGGCACAUCCAGUCCUUGGAAGUCUUGUAGCAGGUUUGUGUGAAGUGUGUGUGUGUUCAGCAGAAGAAGCCUACACUCUGUAUAAAACCUGCAGGGAGACACUGAAAGCCAGUGCAGGCUCCAUUUACAACAGAUGUAGUUCCCUGUUCACGGUGACUUUUGAGUGGAAACUUCAUCCAGAAGAGGUGGAGUCUGAGAUCUGCCGCAGUAAACUGCAGCUGUUCAGCCUGGCAGGAGGAGCCAGCAGGACUGACCUCAGAGGGUCAGUCUUACACUCGCAUACAGCAACAUAUCUGUUACAUGAGCCAGAUGAGCUAAAAGUGAUGUCCUAACGUUCAGCUGAGUGAUAAAACACUGAAAGAUCCCUUCCACACAUAUAUUAAGGCACGCAUAAAAAUCACCUCCUGUGUGCAGAAUAAAAGCAUAAUUAGCUUAUUAAAAAUCUUUAAUGUGGUCAUUUUCCUCACUCCUUCCCCCUCAUUUAAAUAUUUCAUUUCACAAGUUUAACUGCUAGACUCAAGAGGUCUCCUGCUUCUCUGUAAAAGUCUGUUCACAACACCGGAGAUUUCAAGUUUCCGCAUCAUACUUGCGUGUGUUGAAUACUGGAUCAGGAUUGGCUUCCAAACCGUUUGUGGUGUCACAU
Scatophagus argus is the source of this 915-nucleotide messenger RNA. RefSeq lists its product as uncharacterized. Gene Ontology annotation, molecular function: ATP binding; microtubule motor activity; microtubule binding. The coding region runs from base 2 to 604 and encodes 200 amino acids. The record is from RefSeq and is a predicted model, not a curated record. NCBI's taxonomy places the organism in Eukaryota, Metazoa, Chordata, Actinopteri, Scatophagidae. Gene Ontology annotation, biological process: microtubule-based movement. The transcript is spliced from 6 exons.